Molecule: messenger RNA, 288 nt
Organism: Caenorhabditis briggsae
Lineage: Eukaryota; Metazoa; Nematoda; Chromadorea; Rhabditida; Rhabditidae
Exons: 3
Coding region: 1-288 (95 amino acids)
Molecular function (GO): RNA endonuclease activity
Source: RefSeq, a predicted model, not a curated record
AUGGGCAAGAUCUGUCCGCUGAUGGGACCAAAAAUGUCGGCCUUCUGCAUGGUCAUGUCGGUGUGGGGAGUGAUCUUCCUCGGACUUCUCGGUGUGUUCUUCUACAUUCAAGCCGUGACCUUGUUCCCAGAUCUUCAUUUCGAGGGAGAGGGAAAAGUUCCAUCGAGUGUGAUCGAAGCCAAAUACAACGAGAAAGCCACCCAAUGUUGGAUCGCCGCCGGACUCUACGCUGUGACACUGAUCGCUGUCUUCUGGCAGAAUAAGUAUAAUACGACGCAAAUUUUCUAA